GUGUCUCACUCUAUUGCCCAGGCUGGAGUGCAGUGGCCUGAUUUCGGCUCACUGCAAGCUCCGCCUCCCAGGUUCAAGAGGUUCUCCUGCCUCAGCCUCCGGAGUAGCUGGGAUUACAGGCAGCCAACACCACACCCAGCUAAUUUUUGUAUUUUUAGUAGAGAUCUGGUUUAUCCGUGUUGGCCAGGAUGGUCUCAAACUCCUGACCUCAAAUGAUCUGCCUGCCUCCGCCUCCCAAACUACUGUGAUUACAGGCCUGAGCCACUGUGCCCAGCCUUUCUCCCUGAAUCGUUAUGUGCCUGCAGCGCCAAAAGGGAGCUCCUGGCCCCUGGCUCGGGGCCCCAGAGGCCCAGGGUCAAGGCUAUGGCCGCAUCCCAAGGAUGUUCAUCUCUGCAAGAGGCUGCAGCCAGCAGGCAGGGAAGAGGCUCCCCGGGGGCCUGCGCGGAGUCCGGCUGGGGAAAGCGAACCGAGGUGCUCUUGAAGAAACGGGGGAAUCCCGCCGAUCUCAGGGGUUCAGUCCCGGCCUGCCGCGCUGGAUCGUCCAGCCUGGGCCUCGCCCUUCUUGGCUGGGGCUGAGUGCGGGGGUCCGGCUUCCCCAAAGUCCUAGCCCCGCGUUCCCAGCCUUUGGCCCCCAAGGGGUAGCGCCCGGUUCCGCCCUCCCCUCCAGGCCUGGCACUCGCCCUCAACCAACAUGGCGCCCGCGGGCUCAGCACGUCAUGCGGAACGCCCGCCGGGCUCCUCCCUCGCUGCGCUUAUCCCCGCGGGCUGCGGCCGGGCGGCAGCGCUUGAGGGGAGGCGGCGGCGCGGGAAGCAUGGUCCGGGGGCCGGCGGGGGCCUGGGCGGCGCUCGGGCCGCUGCUGUGGGGCUGCGCGCUGGCGCUGGCGCUGCCGGGCGGGAUGCUGUACCCCCGGGAGAGCCCGUCGCGGGAGCGCAAGUCGCUGGACGGCCUGUGGAGCUUCCGCGCCGACUUCUCCGACAACCGGCGCCGCGGCUUCGAGGAGCAGUGGUACCGGCGGCCGCUGCGGGAGUCGGGCCCCACCCUGGACAUGCCGGUUCCCUCCAGCUUCAACGACAUUGGCCAGGACUGGCGGCUGCGGCAUUUUGUCGGCUGGGUGUGGUACGAACGGGAGGUGACCCUGCCGGAGCGGUGGACCCAGGACCUGCGUACAAGAGUGGUGCUGAGAAUUGGCAGUGCCCACUCCUAUGCCAUCGUGUGGGUAAACGGGGUCGACACACUUGAGCAUGAGGGUGGCUACCUCCCGUUUGAGGCCGACAUCAGCAGCCUGGUCCAGGUGGGGCCCUUGCCUGUCCACCUCCGUAUCACUAUUGCCAUCAACAACACGCUCACCCCCUCCACCCUGCCACCAGGAGCCAUCCGCUACAUGACCGACACCUCCAAGUACCCCAAGGGUUACUUCGUCCAGAACACAGACUUUGACUUCUUCAACUACGCGGGGCUGCAGCGGGCUGUGCUUCUGUACACGACACCCACCAGCUACAUCGAUGACAUCACCGUCACCACCGGCGUGCAGCAAGACAGUGGGCUAGUGAAUUACCAGGUCUCCGUCAAGUGCGGUAGCCAAUUCAAGUUGGAAGUGCGUCUUUUGAAUGCAGAAAACAAAGUCGUGGCCGAGGGGACCGGGACCCAGGGCCAGCUGAAGGUGCCGGGUGCCAACCUCUGGUGGCCAUACCUGAUGCACGAACGCCCCGCCUACCUGUACUCACUGGAGGUGCGGCUGACUGCACCGACGUCAGUGGGUCCUGUGUCUGACGUCUACACGCUCCCUGUGGGGAUCCGAACCGUGGCCGUCACAGAGAGCCAGUUCCUCAUCAAUGGAAAACCUUUCUAUUUCCACGGCGUCAACAAGCACGAGGAUGCGGAUAUCCGAGGGAAGGGCUUCGACUGGCCGCUGCUGGUGAAGGACUUCAACCUGCUGCUCUGGCUUGGUGCCAACGCCUUCCGCACCAGCCACUACCCCUACGCGGAGGAGGUGCUACAGAUGUGUGACCGCUACGGGAUUGUGGUCAUAGAUGAGUGUCCUGCCGUGGGCCUGGUGCUGCCGCAGCACUUCAGCAACACGUCCAUGAAUCACCACAUGCGGGUGAUGGAGGAGCUGGUACGCAGGGACAAGAACCACCCCGCUGUGGUGAUGUGGUCAGUGGCCAACGAGCCUGCGUCCUACCUGGAAUCUGCCGGCUACUACUUCAAGAUGGUGAUCACUCACACCAAAGCCUUGGACCCCUCCCGGCCUGUGACCUUCGUGACCAACGCCAACUAUGCAGCAGACAAGGGGGCUCCCUACGUGGACGUCAUCUGUGUGAACAGCUACUACUCUUGGUAUCACGACUAUGGGCACCUGGAGUUGAUUCAGCUGCAGCUGGGCACCCAGUUUGAGAACUGGUAUAAGACUUACCACAAGCCCAUCAUUCAGAGCGAGUACGGAGCGGAAACGAUUAUAGGGUUUCACCAGGACCCACCUCUGAUGUUCAGUGAAGAGUACCAGAGAGCGCUGCUGGAGCAGUACCAUCUGGGUCUGGAUCAAAAACGCGGAAAGUACGUGGUUGGAGAGCUUGUCUGGAAUUUUGCCGAUUUCAUGACUAACCAGUCACCGCAGAGAAUGCUGGGGAAUAAAAAGGGGAUCUUCACACGGCAGAGACAACCAAAAACUGCAGCGUUCCUUCUACGAGAGAGAUACUGGAAGAUUGCCAACGAAACCAGGUAUCCCCGUUCAGCUGCCAAGUCACAGUGUUUGGAAAACAGCCCGUUUACUUGAGCGAGAGCCACCUCUUGACUGACACCGCCUGCGUGUCCUUCCUUCCGAGUCAGGGCAACUUCCCCACAGCAGAGCACGUGCCUCCUGGACUGUCCACGGCUGGCUGGACUGUUUCUGGCCUCGGUUUUGUGGUCCAUCUGUGCUAGCGGGGAACACGAGAGGUGGAAAUAAGAGAUUUCCUAGUAUAAAUAAAGAGUUAGCAUGAA
Molecule: messenger RNA, 2980 nt
Organism: Callithrix jacchus (white-tufted-ear marmoset)
Lineage: Eukaryota; Metazoa; Chordata; Mammalia; Primates; Cebidae
Gene: GUSB
Product: glucuronidase beta
Biological process (GO): carbohydrate metabolic process
Molecular function (GO): beta-glucuronidase activity; carbohydrate binding; signaling receptor binding
Source: RefSeq, a predicted model, not a curated record